AUGGUCGAAGAUGACCAAAAAAUCACCGAAGAAACAACGGUGAUCAAUGAUCACAAAAUUGGUUACUGCAAAUACGGCAAAGGGCCGAACCCUGUGCUUUGCAUUUGCGGAGCUGUUGGGUGUUACAAAAAAGACUGGCCAAGCUCGAUACUACAGCACUUCGACGCUGAUUUGGUGACUCUGGUUUGCAUAGAUCCUCCAGGCUACGGCACAUCUCGUCCUCCGGACCGGAUACAGGAAGUGAACAGAUGCAUGAAAGACGCUGACUUUUGUCUAAAACUAAUGGAGCAACUCAACCUCGUUCCCUUUACUGUGAUGGGAUGGUCCGAAGGCUCGCGAACGGCCAUUCAUGUUGCAGCGCAAGGAGGAAAAGAGAAGGUAAGGUUUUCUCCUCAUCGCUCAUUUGCAAAAAAGUUUGUUUCCUGUAAAAAAUAAAU
Molecule: messenger RNA, 437 nt
Organism: Cylicostephanus goldi
Lineage: Eukaryota; Metazoa; Nematoda; Chromadorea; Rhabditida; Strongylidae
Source: the annotation of a GenBank genome assembly